AUGUCGUCGCAAACAGCAACAACCCCCGCCGAGCUCCCCCCAGUCGACAUUAAACCUCUUCUCUCUCGACUCUGGCCAGUAGGCCACCCAGACACCGUCUCCUCCGACGAGAUCGCCAAUGCCAUCUCCUACUUCUUCACCAACCAAGUCUCCGAUGUCCAAGCCGGCUCCCUCCUCAUGUGCCUGCACUUCACCGGCCUCGACCGCCAAGCAGAAGUGCUCUCCAAGACGGCGCAAGCCAUGUUGAAAUCAGCCGCCAAAAUCGACGUAGAUGAGCUUCGCAAAGUAGUCGACUCCCGCCGGCGACCAGAAGGCGACUACCAAGGAGGCCUUGUCGACAUAGUCGGCACAGGAGGCGACUCCCACAACACAUUCAACAUCUCCACCACCUCUUCCAUCCUCGCCUCCUCCCUCCUCCUCAUCGCCAAACACGGCAACAAAGCCUCCACCUCCAAAUCCGGCUCGGCCGACCUCCUCAACUGCAUGACUCCCCUCCCCCCCAAAAUCUCCCUCAUCACCCCCUCCACCAUUUCUCUUCUGUAUUCCCGUUCCAACUACGGCUUCCUCUUCGCCCCGGUAUUCCACCCAGGAAUGAAAUACGUCGCCCCCAUCCGCCGCCAGCUCCCCUGGAGAACAAUCUUCAACCUUGUCGGCCCCCUAGCAAACCCAACUGACAUCUCCUCCCCCCCCCUCCUCGAAGCACGCAUGAUCGGUGUAGCGCGUAAAGAUAUCGGUCCUGUCUUCGCCUCUGCCUUGGUUAUGGCCGGAGCAAAAAAGGCAAUGGUUGUUUGUGGUGAUGAGGAGCUAGAUGAGAUUUCUUGUGCGGGGGAGACGCUCUGCUGGAGGAUUGUGGACGGGAAGACGGAAAAUUUCCGGUUGCAUCCGCGAGACUUCGGGCUGCCAGCUCACCCGCUUAGUGAGGUCUCUCCGGGCAAGGAACCGCAGGAGAAUGCGGCGAUUCUGACGAGGAUUCUGAACGGGGAGGUGCCGGAUGAUGAUCCGAUUUUGCAUUUUGUGCUGAUCAACACGGCGGCGUUGUUUGUUGUUGCGGGGGUUACCGAGGCGGAGACGAGUGAUAUGGGGUAUGGGGAUGACGGGAAGGUCAUUACUGAAAGGGGGCCGGGAGGGGGGAGGUGGAAGGAAGGAGUUAGAAGGGCGAGGUGGGCGGUCAAGAGCGGGGAGGCGGCGAGGCAGUGGGCGAGGUUUGUCGAGGUUACAAACUCGUUUCCCGAAGAGUAG
Messenger RNA from Podospora anserina S mat+, 1239 nucleotides. RefSeq lists its product as uncharacterized. The coding region runs from base 1 to 1239 and encodes 412 amino acids. Gene Ontology annotation, biological process: L-tryptophan biosynthetic process. Gene Ontology annotation, molecular function: anthranilate phosphoribosyltransferase activity. The transcript has 2 exons. Lineage: Eukaryota; Fungi; Ascomycota; Sordariomycetes; Sordariales; Podosporaceae. The record is from RefSeq and is a predicted model, not a curated record. Gene Ontology annotation, cellular component: cytosol.